Xenopus laevis (African clawed frog) is the source of this 4708-nucleotide messenger RNA. RefSeq names its product proline-rich protein 18 (gene prr18.L). Bases 972 to 1775 code for a protein of 267 amino acids. The record is from RefSeq and is a predicted model, not a curated record. The transcript has a single exon. NCBI's taxonomy places the organism in Eukaryota, Metazoa, Chordata, Amphibia, Anura, Pipidae.
CUCCUUCUUCAACUCCCCCUUCACCCCCACAGACUGUGUGAAACAUAUGAAUUUGUAACUUUUCCAAUACCUUUGGUGGGGGGGGGAUUGAAGGAGGAGAGAGCAGGAGUUUUGCAUGAAUCUCUCAAACAGAGCCUUUCAAGCUAUUAAACUACUGAUGCUGGCUUUCCACAGGUGAAGAGUGACAGCACUGACAGUCAAUAAAGAGAGUCAUGCAAAUUGAUUUGACCCUCACAUCAGAGCUGGCCAGAGGCCAACUAGGAGCUCGGCAGCUGCCAAUGGGACUAUGGUAACUGGAAUAUUUUAAAAACUGUACAAAUGUAUAAUAUAUUUAGAUAUACUAUUUGUAUUAUAUAGCUCUAAGAUUCUGCAGCUCUGUAUAGAUUGCGAUUCAUUCCUUUCUUAGUGGAGGUUACAAUCUAAUUUCCCUAUCACAGUCACACAGUUACAUGCACAUUAUGGUCAGUUUAAUCUGGAGUUUUGUAUGCUUGUUAAAGAGCUUGUUCAGUUGAGCUUAUGUAGAAAAGGUGUAUUUAAAAAAUGGGCAAGUAACUGUAUUUCCAGAAAUCAAAAAUGUUCUCUACACAAACAUAUCUGAUUCCACAGAUCUCUGUUGACAGGCACCAGUUAAACACCCACCCUCGCUCUGUUCACAGAAACCAGUUAACACCCACACACCCUCAUUAAGCCUAACACAUAACUCCUCCCUUUUUAUGUUAAUAAGCUAAAGGUUGGAAGUGAAGCUGAGCUACCAUCUGUUGGUUUGCUGUUCGACAACACGCAUACAAACUUGGCUUGAUCAAGAAGAUUUUAUAUAAACGAACAGGAAAAGCUAGAAAAUCCAGGAGCGAGGUAUCAGUCAGACAGGUGGCUUAGAACACAAGGCUGAGCUCAGUGUGUAGCUGGAAGGAAUUUUAUCACCAUCUUUUUAUGAUCGGCUUGGAAGUGCACAGUCGUGUAGAAAUCCCAAUAUGCCUCUUCCUCCCAUCCAGCACCAACAGCACACGCUGUCAGCCUGGCUCCCAGUGAGGAACAACAGUUGCAGAGGAGCGGCUCAGUCACAAUUUCCUGAGCAGUGGAGGGCAUCUGUGGGCACAGAGGAGCUGUCCAAUUCUUGGCCCUCGGCCACACUUAAUCAGCAGCUGGAGAGAAGGCACAGAGUACUUCAUUCAGAUGGUUCCAUGCAGCCAGUGCGCCAGGUCCUGGAGCAGGUCCCCUUUUCAAUAACUCGCUCCUAUGAUAGCGUUGUUCAUCCACAGAGCAGCACCACAUCAAAAAACAUGCUUCCUUGCCCUGGGAAGGAAAAGCAAUUAACGAGGCAAACCAGGCAGCUGCAGCUGAAUAGUGCCCCUCCGCAUUGCCCAGAUGUGCGCUUCACUCUGACCCUCACACCCGAAGCCCUUCUGGUCCUGCAGAAAAAGAACCUGGAGAAACAGCAGCAGCACAAAAUGCAACUCAAUUCCAGACCUAUAUUCGCCAGUCACUCCAGGAACCAAGGGUACCCGACACUUAGCUGCACCUCUCAGAAGCCUGUUCCAGAUGUAAGGGAGAUCCUAAAGAUUUCAUUGCUGAACGAACACCACCGCUAUGAUGAUGUAGAGUAUGAGGAUGAUGAUGAAUGGUUUCGAGGAGGUGAUGUUGUUCCUGGGUACUGCCUUGAUGAGGGUUUGGUGCGAAGGUGCACUGAGUGGCUUCAGGGGGUUGAGAUGGCUACAGCCAGGGACAAGAACUUAAAUGAAAAACUACAGACUCUGCCGCACCUCAAUACUUACUGAUUUGCCCUAGUGAGACUGUUCGGAUUUAUUUGCUAUCCUGGGUGUUCUAUGUUUCUAAGCAAAAGGUUGGAAGCGAAGCUGAGCUACCAUCUGUUGGUUUGCUGUUCGACAACACGCAUACAAACUUGGCUUGAUCGAGGAGACUUUAUCUAAACAAACAGGAAAAGUUAGAAAAUCCAAGAGUGAGGUAUCAAUCAGACAGGUGGCUUUAGAACACAAGGCUGAGGUCAAGCAGUGUCUAGCUAGGUGUAAACCUGCAAUAAACCAGAGCAGCCAGUAAGCAAUUUGAUUACAUUGGUUGCUUUAAAAUGUAUUAACUAAACAGAAUGCAUGAUUGGCUGGGUAUACUUCCCAAUUGCACAUUUGUACCUAUAUAAACAAGGCUACUAUUUACUGAAGUUAAAUACUAUAUGUAUGGCUUGGAUGCAAAAGCUUUUUACACAAAUUACCUUAGGGAAGCUAAGCUUCUGGUCCUCUACUAUGCUGCAACUUCCAAGCGCACAGACUUUUUGCUUUACAAAGUGGAGUGGAAAAGUGUGAAGAGUGAAACAAAGUGCAACACAGCCACAAUCAGUUCUAAUUUGAAUAUUUUUUUAUACAUAUAUAAAACAAUGGAAAAAUACAGGAGGGCUAAAGAUAUGGACUAUAGUAGAGACCGUUCUGACAUUUGCUAAAAGCAAAUGAAUAUUGAGCAGUCACAAAGCUGGGUCAUGUUUAUUUAUGUGGCCUGUAAUAUUUUCUUAUUUGGAUUUUGUUAGGUUCAAGCACUGUCCAGAGUUCUGUUUUGUUUGCAGCAUGGAGUGGGCCGAUUUUUCUAUUUCUUUAAGUAAAAUGUAUCCCCUUUUUUGACUUGAGCUCAUUGUCUUUAACUGCCAUGCCUACUAUGCCACAAUAUGCUUGCAUUGUACAUUGUCAUUUCAAGUCUGCUGCAACUAGAUGGUGCUCCCAUUAGUAUCUUGUAGAUAUACAGUAUCUAGCCAUUAAUGAGUGGUGAAAAGUUUUCAAAAUUUUUCAGCAUGUUCACUUGAUUUCUACUUACAACUACCAGGUCGAUUUUCCAUUAUUUUAUAACAAAGACCAACUGAAAACUGUACAUGAUAAGUUAAUUUUAAGGUUAAAGAGUAACUUUUUGCAAGAGCAUUAGAGAAAACAGCAACUGCACCUUGUAAUGUCCUAAAAGUGACUAUUCCAAUAUGUUUUCAUAACAAGUCCAGUCUUUUGCUUGACAAUAACAGAGACAUUUGGGGGCAGAUUUAUCAAAGGUUGAAGUGAAAAUUUGAAUUUUUCGAGUUUUUUUUUAUGGCCAAAACUGUAAAAUUCGACUAGGGAAUUGUUAAAAUACAAUUUGAGUUUUUUAAAAAAAUUCAAAUUUGAUUUUCGAGAUUUAUCAUACACAAAGAACUCGAAUUUGACUAUUUGCCACAUUAACCUGUUUUAACCUGUUAACAUGUUUUAGCCUAUAUAUCACUGUAUAAACAACUUCAGUUUGAAUUCGUUAUAUAUUUGUUAUGGUUUUAUGAGUCUCCCUUUUCUGCUAUUGUUUAUGUACAACAGCUGAAAAUGCUAUCUGAUUAUUAGGAUCACUUACCCCGACAACCACAAAACCAAAUGAGUGUGCUGUCUACCAUUUAUUUUGUUGUUACGCCGCCUUUUAUUCAACAUCUGUUUCUGCUGCUUACUGGUUAUUACAGAUAAAUUUGGAGCCUAUGAACUGCAGUUCAAAAAUAACUUCAAAGAAUUUUAAUGAAAACCAAUUGCAAAUUGUGCUGUGUACAUCGUAAUAAAUGUUAUUUAAGGAACAACCCCUUUAACUUCCCCUUUGUAUGUUUUGAAACUCUGAAGUGUAGCCUGCAUUUCUCACAAGGACUGGAAUUUAUAGAUCUAGAUAAUCGGAUAUACUGUUCAAAACUGUGUAAAAUGUAUUUUUUUAACAUCUAAUAUUUAAAACGUAAGUUAAUUUGUCCUAUUUUACUUCCUUUCAACAGAUCUUUACAUAGAGAUGAAAGUCAUUGCUAAAAUAUUUUAUUGUAAUGUAAGUUUCAUUAUGUACUUUUCAUUACAUUUAAAAAGGUAUACAAGUAAAUAAAAUUGGUGACACUAAUAUUCUGAGAUUUGCAGUUAUUAGAAUACUUUAUUCAAAAAGCUUUUUAACCCCUUUAACUUCCCCUUUAACUUCCCCUUUGUAUGUUUUGAAACUCUGAAGUGUAGCCUGCAUUUCUCACAAGGACUGGAAUUUAUAGAUCUAGAUAAUCGGAUAUACUGUUCAAAACUGUGUAAAAUGUAUUUUUUUAACAUCUAAUAUUUAAAACGUAAGUUAAUUUGUCCUAUUUUACUUCCUUUCAACAGAUCUUUACAUAGAGAUGAAAGUCAUUGCUAAAAUAUUUUAUUGUAAUGUAAGUUUCAUUAUGUACUUUUCAUUACAUUUAAAAAGGUAUACAAGUAAAUAAAAUUGGUGACACUAAUAUUCUGAGAUUUGCAGUUAUUAGAAUACUUUAUUCAAAAAGCUUAGUUUUUUGACUGAAGUAACCUUUUAUGCAAACUGGUUUUUAUAUCCCUUAUACCAAUAUAUAUUUACAUAAUUACAUAAUUAGAAUCAUUCACAUAAUUUACAGUACCUUAAUCAGUUAUGUUUUUCUAUGUGUGUCAUAUAUAUAUGCUUUGUGUUUUUAGAAUAUAAUACAUUUUUAUUCCAGAACAAUUGUGUUUCUAGUAUAUAACAAUCUCUGUCAUUCACUGUUUCUUUGUUUAUUUAGGCACAUUUUAUGGCCAAGCAGUGUUUAGGCUAAAAAAUGUUAAAUAUACAUUUGACAACAUUUCUUUUAUUGUUUUACUGUACAUCACUGCCUAUAGACGUGUAGGUAUUAAGUUAUUUAUACAGAAAACUAAUAUCCAAAAUGCUCAGACUUAUGGGGGAGGGUCCAUUUUAAGCAAAU